CAACACAUAACUCAACCCGUUCGUCUCCGUUGAAUCGUUUUGUAUCGUCCCGCCAUCGAAAAUCAGAUCAAAUUAAUGAUAAGUGUACGAUAAAAAGAAAUUUUGCAAAACUCAGUUUUUCGGUGCCCUUUGGCAGAUUACUGAAAAUCAGCGAGUUAACACACGAACCUUGCGAAUUUGGUGCGUAUUUGGUGAGGUCCCAGUGUGAGACAAGAGGCAAGAGAAAAAAAGCCACAGGGAAGAAUACAAACAAAACAAACGCGAAACAAAAUUCUAAUCAUGAACAACAAAGGAGCCAAUGGAUACCCUUAUGACGCAGCUCAACAAGCCGUUUAUCAGCAGUACAUGAACAGUCAGAUGCCUGUCCACGCACAGCUUCCGCCUUCGUACAACUCGGUGGUCACCAGUAUGACGCCGACGUACCCACCAUAUCCCCCUGGAAUGAUGCCGCAACCGUUCUACAGCAACAGCUGGAGCAUGAAUCCGUCCCCUCAGCCACAGUUCGCUCCACCUCCGCCACCGUACGCACCGACGCAGGCAACCGUGGCCGCAAUUCCGGCCCAAACGGUCCAUCCGUCGAUGUAUCAGUAUCAGCUGGCCGCUGCCCCGCCACAGGCGCAACCACCCCAAGUCUACCAAACUCAAAUGUAUCCAGUUCAAGGUGCCAUGUACGAUGCCGGGGCCCGUUUCGGUAAGUCCGGUGGAGCACCAACGAUUCCGCCACCGCCGCCAGGAAUCGCCCCGAACGCGGCCCAAAUGGCCACCAUGCAGGGCCAGCCGGUGGUGAUGACGAAGAAGAAGAACAACUUUGUUCACGGUGGUAACGGGAGCGGUUACACGUUCUGGUGAAGUGUGUAAGAGGGCGCCGUGUUCCCUGUUGAGAAGAGCCUUUUGCCGGACCCGGUGGCGUGCCAUGGUGUAAGUGCGAACACCCAAACAGAACAAUAGACAAAACGAGAAACUGCGACUGGUGGUAGGUAUUCACAAGGGGAUUGCAAAGCGCGUCAAGUUAUCGACCAGAACACGAAGAAACGAAUUUGAGCAGAAAGUUGUUACCACAGGUUAAUAAGGCAUAUUUUUCAGGGGGCGAACCACGAAAGCAACGCUGGAUCUUGUAAAACUCUUAAUGGCAAACAAUUAUCGUUCCAAAAUCUCUUAGAAGGGCGGAAAAAUCUUCCUUUGUUUUUGUUCCAAAAUAUUUUCUGCAUUUUUUCCCCAUUUAAACAUAUUGCGAUAUGUUUCCUUAUCCGAAUGAUGUUUGCUACGACUAGGAAGUACUAUAUUUUUGUUGUACAUUAAUUUUUUCCGAAGGUAACCCCUUCAUUUAGUUAUUUUGCUUUAUGUUCCUUUACAUUUGGGUUUAGAAUAUCCGCGGCAAAAGCUACAGAAACAAACCUUCAAACAACGGUGUGUUCAAUUCAAUACAAUUACUGUAGAAGAUGGAAACGAUGGAAUAACAUUCUCUACGUGCGAAAUGUAAAGCACUAUCGCUGCUAGACUGCUCAAUACAACAAAAUGGCCGCGUGCGAAAGGAAGUUAUUAGUAAAUGGUUGAAGUAAAAGAAUGAACUAAACAUAAAACUAUAGAGUGAUUAGAGUGCCCUCUCCCUUACCACGGUUAAUAAAAUCAAAUAUCUACCAAACUGGUGUCGACCGACGACGGACACGGGACAAUGAUCGUUGCGCAAGCGAGGUGAACCAUUGUCAGGGGCAGAAGAACCAUAUUCUAUAUUCACAAAACGGCCCAAAACAUCACAAGGUUCGAUUCGAGACAGAAAACGGGACGGAAAAAACAGUUAGCGAGCGCGAAUAGUUCAACAAAUCUGCAAACAAAUCUACUCGUAAAAACAAAUACAAAAGUAUCAAAAAACCUUAGAUCAAACAGCAACACUAUGAGCAAUCUUGAAAAGCAAACAAUACAAUUGAGGUGCAAUGUAGAGGCCAUUAUUCGUUAAACAAUUAGAAGGGUAUCUUUUGUGGACACGAACGAGAUCGUUACCUUCGUGGAACGACUCUUGCGAAAACGACGUGAGAAUUGAAAAGCCAUCCCGGGCACGUCGGACCAAUCAUACUUCAUCGGACCACUUAAACACCUUUGCUGGUUACUAAAUCAACACACAUCCAGACACACAGACGCACAAUGAGGAGUUUAGAAAUGGGAUCGUGACCCGGGAUCGAGAAUGCUGGGCUGGAAAUGAUUGCAUGAAAAGCGACAACUCGUGGUGGGUAGGAAAAGUUGGUUCGAUGACGGCGCAAACGGAAAUGUAAAAAACAAAACCACGAAUAAGAAAAUUAACGUAAAAAACUCCCGAAAGUGAUUUAGUUUGGCUGAGAAACUUUAUUCCAAAAAAUAUAUAUACUUAUAUAUAAUGAUAUAUACUGAACCGACAAUUGGAAAAGGGUGCGAAACACGGAAUCGGAAAUAUAGUCAUAUAUUGUUUAUUGCAAUACGCUCGGAUUGUGAUGUGAAGACGAGCUCGGAGAGUGAAGCCACGUGAAAAGUUCUAGCAUAUAACCAAAAGCACAAAGAAAGGAUAAAAUGGUCAAAAGAACUAUUUGAGGCGGCAUGUAUUGAUGGACUUUGCCGCGACACAUAGGCAAAACGAAACCAAACCGGGGUUGAUGUAACGAAGAAAGGGCAUUGUAAUUUUGGUUUUGAUCUUGCUACGGACAUAAGGCACCGUUAAAAUCAUGGACAGAAAGACAGAGAAAGGCUCAAACAGGAGGCAAACAGACGAGGCGUGCAAAGUAUUUUUUCAGGCUGUUUGCGAUUUAUUAUUUUUUGUAUUAAAUCGUUUCGAAAUUUAUCCAACUAUAACACUCUACAUACACAUAUUGUAUCUCACAUUAAACAAAACAAGCAAAUACUACACGACGACUGUGUCACACUCUGUAGUUCUGUUCCUUCGGAAGCGAAACUGUUGUUUCGCGUGUAGGUUUUUUUGCGUAUUGCGAGGAAAAAUACAAAAAAACUGAAAAAGUAUUUCAAAACCGAAAGAAGUAUGAAUAAAGAAAAGCCGCAAGGAAAA
Messenger RNA from Anopheles bellator, 3028 nucleotides. Its product is annotated as DAZ-associated protein 2. Lineage: Eukaryota; Metazoa; Arthropoda; Insecta; Diptera; Culicidae. The transcript is spliced from 4 exons. The record is from RefSeq and is a predicted model, not a curated record. The coding region runs from base 280 to 849 and encodes 189 amino acids.